Messenger RNA from Malus domestica (apple), 998 nucleotides. Its product is annotated as ethylene-responsive transcription factor ERF109-like. Gene Ontology annotation, biological process: ethylene-activated signaling pathway; regulation of DNA-templated transcription. The record is from RefSeq and is marked provisional. Gene Ontology annotation, molecular function: DNA binding; DNA-binding transcription factor activity. NCBI's taxonomy places the organism in Eukaryota, Viridiplantae, Streptophyta, Magnoliopsida, Rosales, Rosaceae.
GACAACAUUCUCGAUUUUCUCUCUCUACGGUCUCUCUCUCCUAACAAAACAACAUGCAAUAUCCCUACAAGCGACUCAAGCUCUCCGAUACCCAGCCCGACGACCCGGCCACACUUCAAUUUCAGUCUCCGCCGCCGCCUCACCGCCUUACCCAAGACCAAGAAUACGCGGUAAUGGUCUCCACGCUUCGAAACGUCGUCGCUGGAACAGCCACAUCAGCCACCAUGGACUUGAAUUCUCUCCUCCCUUCACACGCCACUUACUACAGCAACACUCUCUUGGCGCCGUCCGAUUUGGACACCUGCCACGUCUGCAAAAUCAAGGGGUGUCUCGGGUGUAUUUUGUUCCCUCCACCGCCAGCAGCUCACUCUCAGGAGGAAAAGGGAGGUAAUUACAAAAAGGGGCCGAAGAAGAGGGUGAAGAAGAACUACAGGGGAGUGAGGCAGAGGCCUUGGGGCAAAUGGGCAGCCGAGAUUCGAGACCCGAGACGGGCGACUCGGGUCUGGCUCGGCACGUUUACAACCGCCGAGGACGCGGCCCGAGCCUACGACAAAGCUGCAAUCGAGUUCCGUGGGCCCAGAGCAAAGCUCAAUUUUCCGUUUCCGGACACAACAUUGUUGGCCCAAGAAAGUAAUUCAACUCAACCACCACAUCAACAGCAGCAGCAAGUAGUUACCGAGCAGGGAAACAAAAAUGUCGAAUUUUCCAGGGAAGUCGAAACGACGGCGAUUUUGAAGGAAAAUGAGCUCUGGGAAAAGAUUGGGGAAGAGGAAUUCCAACAGUGGAUGACGAUGCUGGAUUUUGCUACUGAUAAUUCCUCAGAUUCGGGGAAUGCUCAUAGUAUUUGAGUACAAUAAAAUUCAUAUUCUUUUGAUUUUUUUGUUUUUGUUUUUGUAAGACAUAAUUGUAGCUUGUAUGUGACUGAAACAAGUUCAUUUGUUCUUUCAAUUGCCAAUGAUGCGAUCAAUUUUUAUGGAAAGUCAACAAGUUUAAAUUAA